UUCAAUUACCUAACUUUUUAAUAGUUUUAGCUAACAAUGACAGAAAACUUUACAUGUGAAAGAGGAAGGGGGUGAGUGUGAUGAGGAGAGAUGGGCUCAGUCUGUCACAUCAAAAACAAGGAAAUCCUCAUGCGAGUAAUGGCGAUUCUUUUAGCAAACUCGCGUUACUUCUGCUAACACCAACCAGCUUGUUAAUUCUUCUCAUACUUGACCUGUGGAACCAGCGUAGCCAUGUCAUCCCGAGUGUUGCUACGGCAACAGCUGAUGCGGGAGCAGGCACAGGAGCAGGAGAGGAGGGAGGCGCAGCAGCAGGCUUCUGUCGCUCAGCUCCGCCCUUUAGAAUCCACUCCCGCCAUCUCCGUCACGGUGCCACCAAUGGCUGCCCGGCCUUCUCCAGCUCAAGUACCGGUGGAGGUUCUGAAGGUGCAAACUCAUCUUGAAAACCCAACUAAAUACCACAUCCAGCAGGCUCAGAGGCAGCAAGUGAAGCAGUACUUGUCCACCACACUAGGAAAUAAAGUUGCCACACAAACUCUCGGUGUAUCCCCCGUUCUGCAGUCAAACUCUGCUCCGGAGAGGGGCCUCUCUGCAAGCAGUGCUCCCAACAGCCCAAUGGCACAUCUUAACCUGGGCUCCAACAAAGAAGAGAUGGAUGAUGUAAUUGACGACAUCAUCAGCCUUGAAUCCAGCUUCAAUGAUGACAUCAUGUCACUGAUAGAUUCUGGCCUGCAACUCCCAAACACGCUACCAGGCAAUCUUCUGGAUGUCUACAACAGUCCUGGCAUGGUGACCCCCACCAUCGCCGUCAGCAAUUCUUGUCCAGCAGAUCUGACUAAUAUUAAAAGGGAAUUAACUGACGUAGAUACCAGAGCCUUCAUGAAGGAGAGGCAAAAGAAAGAUAAUCACAAUCUCAUUGAAAGGCGGAGGAGAUUCAACAUCAAUGACCGAAUAAAGGAAUUGGGGGCUAUGAUACCCAAAUCCAGUGAUCCGGAGAUGCGUUGGAACAAGGGAACCAUUUUGAAGGCUUCUGUUGAUUAUAUUAGAAAACUUCAGAAAGAGCAACAGAGGGCCAAAGAGAUUGAGAUGAGGCAGAAGAAACUGGAGCAAUCAAACCAGGCUCUGCUGCUCCACAUACAGGCAUUAGAGAUGCAAGCUCAUCAUCAUGGCUUUUCCACCACUAUGUCUCCAGACCUGAGUGCAGACGCUUCCUUCCUUCAGCAACAGCUACUACAAGGAAACCAGUCCAUGCAGCCUGGCUCUGGGGAAGGCCAACCUCAGAGCCACCUUAGCAUAGAUGGAAUCAUGACACAGACUUCCCCUUCUCCCUUCCUCACAAUACCUUCCUCCAGCUCUCCGGCUGCUGCAGCAGUAAGCGGCCCUCUCGAUCUGGAUACGUUUAGCUUUGCGGAGCUGGACGACCCUACGGCCUCUGAUCUUUACCCUGACGUGGGUUUUAGUGACAUUCUGAUGGAUGAUGGCUGCACGAUGCCCAUCGUCAGGUCUUCAGAUCCACUCUUCUCCCCGAUGUCCCCUGGAGCCUCCAAGACCAGCAGCCGCAGGAGUAGUGUGACCAUGGAGGAUGACUUGUGACCGAACUGACUACUAUAUGUAUGUUUCUGUGCUUUUCCUCGUGUGGGACGCCAUGGGAUGUUUUUAAAGAGAUAGCUCACCCAAAAAUGAAAAUUCUGUCAUCAUUUACUCAUGCUCAUGUCUUUCCAAACCU
Molecule: messenger RNA, 1723 nt
Organism: Sinocyclocheilus rhinocerous
Lineage: Eukaryota; Metazoa; Chordata; Actinopteri; Cypriniformes; Cyprinidae
Product: transcription factor E3-like
Exons: 9
Coding region: 232-1590 (452 amino acids)
Biological process (GO): regulation of transcription by RNA polymerase II
Cellular component (GO): nucleus
Molecular function (GO): RNA polymerase II cis-regulatory region sequence-specific DNA binding; DNA-binding transcription factor activity, RNA polymerase II-specific; protein dimerization activity
Source: RefSeq, a predicted model, not a curated record